Messenger RNA from Zea mays, 2836 nucleotides. Lineage: Eukaryota; Viridiplantae; Streptophyta; Magnoliopsida; Poales; Poaceae. The record is from RefSeq and is a predicted model, not a curated record.
GGCCCACGCGAAGUGCAUAAGCACAGGGCUGGCCCGGCCCGCGCUAGACCUCAAGUCCUCAAGGCAGGCGCAUAGUUCUGUUUCAACCUCACAGCGUCGUGACGUCGUCCUCUGCUUCGCAAGCGCCCGAGCCGCGCGCCGCCGAACCCGCCGCCUCCUCCAGCCUCCGGGCACAUCGGAGCACGCCAGCCAAUCGCACCCCGACACGGCGGCACCGGAGGAACCCCUCCUUCUUGGUCGUAGCCUCCGUGGCCUCCCUCCCCUCACCCCUUCCGGUGUUGGAUUGAGGGUGGAGCGGAGAUCCGCCACGGCUUGAUUGAUCCCUGGCUCGUCCUCCUACGCAGGAUCGAUACACCAUAUAAUUUGGGAUUCUAAGGUCCCGGUGCAGCUUCUUCUCGCAGAAGUUUACGCCCUAUGCCCCUCGCUAAGCCCACCCCUGUGAUUCCGCCGUGACGCGUCAUCCACGGGAGAAACGCCAUGAUGUCGAGGUUUGCCCACUUGGGGAAGAGCAGAAAACUUGCUGAAACCCUUUUGGUUGCCUCAAAGCCCAAUACUGCUGGUGGCCAAAACAUUGCUUCAAGCUUUGCAUUCGGCUUGGGUUAUUCCAGCAGGGCCUUUUUGCACGGGAAGGUUCAUAAUGGUCCAAACACCUCCUACAUGCUGGGAAGAGCAAAUGAUAGCUUACAUUGGAGCACUGGUGUGAGGAAAUUCUCAAUUCUUUCAUCUUGUAGCCAGAAUGCAUUUCAGAGUCAGCUUGCUUGGAAGCGACUUGUAGCACUGGGUUCUCGUGCACCAAAAGCAUCUCCAAUUUUUAGUAAGGUUGCUUGUGCCAUUGGCUUGGCUGUGAGUAGGUCUAAUAUAGCCCCUUACCUUGUCGCUUUUAUUGCGGGAGAGGUAAUGCUAGCUCAGAAGACAUCUGCAGAUGGAGAAUACUACCCAAUACGUGAGAGAGCUCAGGAUGGCCGUAUUUACGUUACCUCUCUAAUAUAUUCGGCAGUAGAAUUGGUUAUUAUAAUCUUCAGAUCAAUAUAUUUGGCAUUGCUGUUCACUCCAAGUAUACUGAUGGCCCCAUUUGCAGAGACUCUUGGCAGUAAGUAUAGGAAAACAUGGCUUCGACUUGUCCAUCGUACUUUGGAGCUUGCAGGUCCUGCGUUUAUCAAAUGGGGCCAAUGGGCUGCAACACGCCCUGAUCUGUUUCCAAGUGACCUUUGUACUGAAUUGUCAAAGCUGCACACAAAAGCACCAGCUCACAGCUUUACCUAUACUAAGAAAACUGUUGAGAAAGCUUUUGGUCGAAAGCUAUCAGACAUUUUUGAAAAUUUUGAAGAGGACCCUGUUGCAUCUGGAAGUGUUGCUCAAGUGCAUCGGGCUGUUCUACGAUUCCGGUAUCCUAAUCGGCAGACAAAGCGUGUAACUGUUGCAGUAAAAGUAAGGCAUCCUGGUGUAGGGGACUCAAUAAGAAGAGAUUUCAAUAUCAUCAAUGCCGUAGCAAAAAUAUCUAGAUAUAUCCCCACGCUGAAUUGGUUGCGCCUAGAUGAGAGUGUACAACAGUUUGCUGUCUUCAUGAUGUCUCAAGUUGACCUUGCAAGGGAAGCUGCUCAUCUGAGCCGGUUUAUCUACAACUUCCGAAGGUGGAAGGAUGUAUCUUUCCCAAGACCUCUCUAUCCACUUGUUCAUCCUGCUGUUUUAGUUGAGACUUACGAGCAUGGGGAGAGUGUUUCACACUAUGUUGAUGACCUUGAAGGACAUGAUCGAAUUAAAAGUGCUCUGGCCCAUAUUGGUACUCACGCGCUCUUGAAAAUGCUACUGGUUGAUAAUUUCGUCCAUGCAGAUAUGCACCCAGGAAAUAUUUUAGUUCGUGUUGCACAACCAAAGAACUCAAAUAACACCCUUAAAAAGUCAAGGCCACAUGUAGUCUUCCUGGAUGUAGGAAUGACUGCUGAACUUUCAAGUAAUGACCGUGUGAAUUUACUUGAGUUCUUCAAGGCUGUUGCUCGCCGAGAUGGUCGUACAGCUGCAGAAAGUACUCUAAAGUUGUCAAAACAACAGAAUUGUCCAAAUCCAAAAGCUUUUAUUGAGGAAGUUGAACGAUCAUUCUCUUUUUGGGGCACUGCUGAAGGUGAUGCUAUCCACCCAGCUGAGUGUAUGCACCAACUGCUUGAGCAAGUUCGAUGUCAUAAAGUGAAUAUCGAUGGCAAUGUUUGUACUGUCAUGGUGACUACAUUAGUUCUUGAGGGCUGGCAACGUAAGUUGGAUCCAGAUUAUAAUGUUAUGAAGACUCUGCAAACUUUACUUUUUAAGGAAGAUUGGGCGAAGUCUCUUCAAUACACUAUCCAAGGGCUCAUGGCGCCUUAGGGUCGUCCGCAAUCCUUUCUAAAGUUUUGAUCUGGUUUGUGUUCGACUGGAGGAUCCUCUUCUCUCACCAUCACGUCUGGCUUCUUUUCUACGUUAUUUCACGUUUCGUUUCUCUGUACCUGUCCUGGCGUUGUGCUGCUAAAGCAGCCUUGAUGAUAAAGUAAUAACUGCAGUAAAAAUUUUCAGAAGCUACCAGAGUACUAUGCUGCUCAGCUCUGGGCUGUCUUCUUAUAUGUUCUUGAUGAAGGGCCAAAGAAUUAGGUCCUUUUCCCCCCCCUCCUACCAACACUUUUGACAAUAGCUCUUAGAUGAUGUAGCAAAAGGCGUUCUGUUCUGAUGAUCUUUUUUGUAACUGGAGAGAUUGUAUCCGUGGACUGGAGAGUUGCUUAUGUACAGACAGAGAUACUGUUAAUCUCGAAGGAAUCCACUUGUCAACUGACAAUUAUUCCCAGGAAAAGGCUCCCAGUUUUUUCUUGUUUUA